Xenia sp. Carnegie-2017 is the source of this 1226-nucleotide messenger RNA. RefSeq lists its product as uncharacterized. The transcript is spliced from 5 exons. The coding region runs from base 82 to 765 and encodes 227 amino acids. The record is from RefSeq and is a predicted model, not a curated record. NCBI's taxonomy places the organism in Eukaryota, Metazoa, Cnidaria, Anthozoa, Malacalcyonacea, Xeniidae.
UACUGGCUAACAAUAAAAUUAAUUUGUUCCAAAUACUUGAAAUCUUUGUCAAAGGCAAACCAAGCAGGGAGUAGUUCAGCUAUGGAGGCUCUGGGUCACCAAAAGGCCCUGUCAUUUCUCCUUACAACUGGCCUAAUAAUAACAACAUUUGUAUCAGAUCGACAUGCCACCAUAGCCAAAUGGAUGAGGGAAACAUGUCCAAAACUGUGCAAAGAAUUGGGAAAACCAGCCAUCCAGCAUUUCUAUGACUUGUGGCACAUUGGAAAAAGUAUUAAAGAUUCAGAAGAUCAUGAUUACAUUGGCAAAAGAAAAAGACUUCCAAAUCCUAGGAAGAUGGAAAAAGCAUGUGUGCAACAUUUCUAUUGGGCUGCUACAUUGACUUUAUCUGGAAUUGGAGAAGUUAAAUGGGCCAAAUUUGAAUCUUUUUUCUAUCACAUUUUGAAUAAACACAAAGACUUCCCAAAUAAGAUUUACAGCAGAUGCAGUCACAGUGAUGUCCUAAAGCCAAGAGUGUGGUUAACAAAGGGAUCUGUUGCUUAUGAAAAGUUGAAAGGUGCACUUACCAAAAAGAAACUUGUUAAAGCUAUCAAACAAGCAUCUUCUGUUGCCCAGACCAGCUGUUUGGAGGGAUACCAUUCAGUUAUUAAUCAUUUUGCACCAAAAAUGAUGCAUUUCUCUUAUUCUGGCAUGUAUUGCAGGUCCAUCUUAGCAGCAUUACAUUUCAACUUUAAUUUGCGGAGGGCUAGCAAGACUACACCGGAUUGAGAAACUCAUCUUCGGUUCACAUAUACAAAGUAUAAGGAGGGAGAAGGAACUGUACGCAAUGUUAGGGUGAAGCAAGACUUCUCAUACGAUGAAGAAAUUUACGACACUUUGCUGAAGACUCCAAGGAAAAAGCUUGAAGAAGUUGAAAAUGAAUUGAGGAGACACACUCCAGAGCCAAUGCACAUGAUGCUUUCUGAAAAGCAAGCAAAAGUUGAUGCAAUUACCUUGUUUCGUUCUCGAAAACGUAAACUUAACACUGACUGUCCCCCCACAUGCACAGAUGAAGAAUUACAAGAUUUGCUUGGUACAGGUCAAGAGCAUACAGCUAAAAAAAGAAAUCCAUUGUGCAAGAAAUGUACAAAGCCUAUGAAAGGUCACAAGAAGGGCAGUUGUCAAUAAUAUAAAUGCAUAUUUGUAAAUUUUUGGUCUUUCGACGACAAAUGAGAAAUUCAUAUUUCGAA